ACAGGGGUGUUACGCUGCAUGCUAGAACCUGUGAACUUUGAACAAGAGAGCACAGAUUAGUUGUGGCAGCAUAGGUUAGGUUACAGCCAGAUGACUGCUUUCACUGGGAUGUGAGGUGAAGAACUGCUGUUUGGGAGGUUGGCCAAACAUCACUUUGGAUUUUAGGCAACCUGCAGACAGAUUUUUUUGUUUCAUCAGCUGUCCUGGUGGGUGGUCUCAGACGAUACCGCAGGUGAAGAAGCCGGACGUGGAGGUCUACGGUCAUGAGGCCGGUUGGAAAUACUGCCAAAUUCUCUAAAACGACGUUGGAGGCAGCUUAUGGACUCACCUUAGAAAUGCAUCAACCAGCCCUGGUCACGGUUGCUGUGCUGCUCUUCUCUCUGACCACUGUCUAUGGGGGGAAGGUGCUGGUCCUCCCAUUGGAUGGAAGCCACUGGGUGAACAUGAAAGUCAUCGUUGAAGAACUGCACUCCAGAGGCCAUAGCAUCACAGUGAUUCGUCCAUCCGCCAACUGGUACAUCAAGGAGACGUCCCUUCAUUACUCGUGUAUCACCAUCCCUGCAUCUGGCGGAGGAAUUGACGAGAAGAUCUUUGGUUCGUUUGUGACCAGAUUACUGCAGAUCCAAAGGGAGGGUGGAGGUUUCUGGUCUCGUAUGAGUCUGGAGCUUGAGAUGGUGAAGCAGUUCUCUGAGUCAAACAGGGAUUUGAUUGAGAUGAUGACUAUGAUAUUUGAAGAUGCCGUGCUAAUGCAAUCGUUUCACGAUGCAAACUAUGAUCUAGUUCUGACGGAUCCUGCCACUGGUGCGGGCACAUUACUGGCACACCGCCUUGGUCUUCCUCUUGUCUUCAAUGUCAGAUGGACAGUCCAGGGUGAGGGUCACUUUGCCAUUGCCCCCUCACCUCUCUCAUAUGUCCCAGUACCAGGAGCAAUGUUGACGGACAAAAUGACUUUUCAGGAGAGAGUCAUAAAUGUUCUGUUUUAUCUUCUUACAAAGGUUCAAACUGCAUACAUCACAGACCCUAACUACAUUCCGUUCGUCCAUCGUUACUUUGGCCCUGAUGUUCACUACAUGUCAUUGUUCCAGGCAGCAGACAUCUGGCUCAUGAGGAAUGACUUCACCUUUGAGUUUCCUCGUCCCACCAUGCCAAACGUGGUCUACGUGGGUGGCUUCCAGUGCAAGCCCUCCAAGCCACUUCCCCCGGACAUGGAGGACUUUGUCCAGAGUUCCGGGGACCAUGGGGUCAUCAUGAUGUCCCUCGGGACCUUGGUGGGACAACUUCCUGAGGACAUCGCUGAGGACAUCGCCACUGCUUUUGCCCAACUGCCUCAGAUGGUUGUCUGGAGGCACACUGGGAAGAGACCUGCCUCCCUGGGUAACAACACCUUACUGGUGGACUGGCUCCCCCAGAACGACCUCCUAGGACACCCAAAGACCCGAGCCUUUGUCGCCCACGGCGGCACCAAUGGAGUCCAGGAGGCCAUCUACCACGGUGUCCCCAUCGUCGGCCUCCCAUUGAUGUUCGACCAGCAGGAUAACCUCAACAGGAUGAGGGCUAAGGGAGUGGCUAAGAUAGUGGACAUCACCACCGUAGACAGAGACAUCUUCCUGGAGGCAGUGAAGGCUGUUCUCUAUGAGCCGUCCUACAGGGAGGCAAUGCAAAGGCUCUCCAGGCUGCACAGGGACCAGCCUAUGAAGCCACUGGACCGCGCAAUGUUCUGGAUCGAGUUUGUCAUGAGGAACAAAGGAGCGGCACAUCUGAGGACAGAGUCCUACAAGAUGUCCUGGUUCACCUACCACUCUGUGGACGUCAUAGCCACGCUACUGGCCAUUGUGUUGCUCAUAAUACUGGUUAUCACUUUUGCUGUAAGGUUUUUGUGGUGUAAGGUGUUUCGUAGGAGGAAAGUGAAACAUGAAUGAUAAAGAUGUGUUUUGAGGUGUUUUUGAAUAUUUAUAAAUUAUGAAAUUAUCAAUAAAUAUAUCAUUAAUCAAAUAUUGAAAUUAUUAUUUUCUGAUAUUCUUUCUAAAACCUUCCUUUCAGCAACAUCAAGAAGGCCACAAUAAUCUAUGCUGGUAUUUGAAACAAUACAGUAGGCUACUUUUGGCAAUAUAUCUUUGCAUUCCAUUUUUUUAUGUCACCCUCACAUUAAGUAUUGUGCUCCAAAUAUAAUAUUACCUUAUGUUGUUAAUGUUGUACUACAGCAACAAAAAAUGACUUGAGUUGUGUGGUUGAGAGAGAGGGAUAGAGGGGUCUCUCGUUGGGUGGUCCUUUGCAUGGGGUGAUGUAAGUUUCCUUCAACAAUCAGUCUUCCAGUUAGAUGACACAGACACAGGAACCUUGGUAUAAAACUCUUUAGUAAUAAAAUGCAAUUGCAGACAGAGAUUCACAUACAGAAUACCUCAGUAGUCUAUAGUAAAGAUCCGUGUGGCGAAACAGGAGACAACACUCUUUAUAUUUGUUGGUGUGGACAACCUACCGUCAAUCGUACCUUAACAUUGUUGCAUUGGAUUAGAUACGAAGUAUCUAAGAUGAGAAAAACAUGUCCAGACUGUGGUUUCUCACUCUACUAUAAGCCAUCAACCACACCUGUGUAGUCUCAGGCCCUUUGCUACUUUCGGAACAUCUCGGCCUUGAGGCUGAGUGACUAUCAGCAGGUGCAGGCAGUUCUCAGCCUGAGAACUAAAUCAGUACAUCUCCAUUACCCGAUACUUUUCCAUCAUUGUGCAUUGCAAGCAUACAAAGGUUAUCACAUAUAUACAGUAAUCAUGGCAUCCCAUACCAUCGUUUAGAGCAAGAUAGGUCACUCUAGUAAUUAAAUAUGAGACAUCCACUAAAUGCCACCCAUAGGGUUUAAAAAUCUUUUGCCUGCGUUCUUCUUCAGGGAGGUAGCCUGCAUAAGAUCUACAAUGCACGGUUACACCCACAGCCAAAGAGCCAUUGUUACAGAUACAUAAUGGCGGAACACAUUCUUCCUUCAGAUUCUCUAAAAUUGGUUCAGCCACAGUGAUCCCCAGGUUUUCACUCCAACCAUACAUUGUUGGGUGAGUACACAUAAGCCUUUUCCUAACUAUCUUCCAAUUAUCAUCAUCCCGGGGAUUAUGCCGUGGCCAAAACCCACGAGUUACAGUCCCUAUUGUCACGACUUCCACCUAAGUCGGUUCCUCUCCUUGUUCGGGCGGCAUUCGGCGGUCGACGUCACUGGUCUUCUAUCCAUCGCCGAUACACGUUUCAUUUUCCAUUUGUUUUGUCUUGUUUUCCCACACACCUGGUUUACAUUGCCCUCAUUACUUGUCAUGUAUUUAACCUCUGUUUCCCUCAUGUCUGUGUGUGUAAUUGUUUAUUGUCAGGUUGGCACUCUUCCGGCUGGUUUGCGCAGGGUUAUAUUUUACACCCGUGCUUUUUGAUAGCCUGUACUUUGUACUUGUACUUGUUUUUUGUACUAUGUGCUCCCUCACUUGUUCUGAGGGCAUUUGUUUUUGUGACGCGGUUGUGUUCUAUUCAAAUAUUGCCUCAGUAAAGUGCCUUGUCCACUCA
Messenger RNA from Salmo salar (Atlantic salmon), 3534 nucleotides. RefSeq names its product UDP-glucuronosyltransferase 2A2. The record is from RefSeq and is a predicted model, not a curated record. Gene Ontology annotation, molecular function: UDP-glycosyltransferase activity. Lineage: Eukaryota; Metazoa; Chordata; Actinopteri; Salmoniformes; Salmonidae.